Eufriesea mexicana is the source of this 3813-nucleotide messenger RNA. RefSeq names its product unconventional myosin 61F (gene Myo61F). Gene Ontology annotation, cellular component: plasma membrane; microvillus; actin cytoskeleton. The transcript has 20 exons. Gene Ontology annotation, biological process: endocytosis; actin filament-based movement; actin filament organization. Gene Ontology annotation, molecular function: ATP binding; actin filament binding; microfilament motor activity. NCBI's taxonomy places the organism in Eukaryota, Metazoa, Arthropoda, Insecta, Hymenoptera, Apidae. The record is from RefSeq and is a predicted model, not a curated record. The coding region runs from base 538 to 3624 and encodes 1028 amino acids.
GUUUCUCCUUCUCUGUUGUGCCUUCAAACGCCUUCCUCUCUUCCUCCACCACCUUCUUUCUACGGCACAGAGAGUUCCUUUAAGCCGGCAGUUUCGUGUGUUACACCGUGGCGUGUGCACACAAGAUCACAUAAGUUUUAUGUACAAGACGGGCACAAAAGGCACCCUGAGAGAUCGGCGGUGGCUUUCUUCGGUGGAACGAGUUUUCCAGGUGUCAUCCAGGUGUACGAACCGAUAGUCGAGCCUCAUGCAUGAACUCCCGUCUGCGAUAAAUAAAAGUAAGAGUCCCGUGGAAUCACUUUAAACGCUUCGAACCGCGCGGAGUCGUAGUUUCGAAAGAGGACGUCUUUGUUCUGACGUUGCGCCUGUGAUCGCGACUGUGAUGUGAUAAGUUUCGUGGGUGAACACUGUGUGACAUUUGUGACAGGCUAAUCAGCUGGAACCGAGGAGCACGCGGUAUCCGACACUGGAGGUGGUGUGAGAGGUUCCGGCAAAGCACCGGAAGUCCCCAGCUCUGGCCGCGAGGUACGUAGGAACAUGGAACGUGGUCUGCACGAACGUGACCGUGUCGGUGUCCAGGACUUCGUUCUCCUCGAGGAUUUCCAGAGCGAGGCUGCAUUUAUCGAUAACCUGAAAAAGCGCUUCAAUGAGAACCUAAUCUACACGUAUAUCGGUCAAGUGCUGGUAUCAGUGAAUCCUUACAAGAAAUUACCGAUUUACAACCCGGAAACUAUUCACUACUACCAUGGAAGGAAUUUCUUUGAGGCCCCACCGCACAUCUUUGCGCUUGCAGAUACUGCUUAUCAAUCUUUGUUGAAGGAGAAUCUGGAUCAAUGUAUUCUCAUCUCUGGCGAAUCCGGUUCGGGGAAAACCGAAGCUUCAAAGAAGGUGCUAGAGUUUAUCGCAGCGGCUACGGGACAUAAAAAACAAGUGGAGGAAGUAAAUAAUAAGUUGAUCGGUAGUAAUCCGGUACUAGAAGCUUUUGGAAAUGCGAAAACUAAUCGCAACGAUAACUCGUCCCGUUUUGGCAAGUACAUGGAUAUCCAAUUUAACUUCCAGGGAGAUCCAAUCGGUGGGAACAUCUUGAAUUACCUACUCGAGAAAUCGCGAGUGGUGCAUCAAUUUUCGGGAGAGCGAAAUUUCCAUAUUUUUUAUCAAUUAUUAGCCGGCGCGAGCGAAGAGACUUUGCGGAAGUUAUAUCUUAAGAGAAAUUUAGAUACGUACUAUUACCUCACCAACGGAACGAAAGGUACCAUAGACAGUAUUGACGAUACUAGCCAAUACAAUGAAGUAAUAAAAGCAAUGAAGACUAUGGAAAUGACUCAACAAGAACAAGAUGAUUUAUUUGCAAUAGUCGCAUCAGUAUUGCAUAUGGGAAAUGUUGGUUUUACCGAAGAAGAUGGUGUCGCACAAAUUUUAAAGCCAGCUUCCGUUGAGGCUGUUGCUGCUUUAUUGGGUUGCGACAUAAAACAAUUGGCGGAGGCCUUUACAAAUCGCACUAUAGACGCCCACGGUGACGUGGUCGUUUCCCCGUUAAAUAGAGAAUUUGCGAUUUAUGCACGGGAUGCGUUGGCGAAAGCUGUGUAUGACAGACUGUUCACGUGGCUAGUGACCAGGUUGAAUAAAUCUUUACAACCGGUUAACAAUCCUCUUAACAAGAUGGUCAUAGGAAUUCUAGAUAUUUAUGGUUUCGAAAUCUUUCAGAAAAAUAGUUUCGAACAAUUCUGUAUAAAUUACUGUAAUGAGAAAUUGCAACAACUAUUCAUUCAAUUGACGUUAAAAUCGGAACAAGAGGAAUAUCUUAGGGAAGGAAUAACGUGGGAAAAUGUUCAAUAUUUUAAUAAUAAAGUUAUAUGCGAUUUAAUUGAAGAAAAGUAUAAAGGUAUAAUAUCAUUAAUGGAUGAAGAAUGCCUUCGUCCUGGAGAACCAACAGAUUUGAGCUUCCUAGAAAAGCUGAAUGUAAACUUAAACAAUCAUCCUCAUUAUAUAAGUCAUAUGAAAGCCGAUCUACAAACGCAGAAAGUUAUGGGGCGUGAUGAAUUCAGAUUAGUACAUUACGCUGGAGACGUAACAUAUAAUGUACGUGGAUUCCUUGAAAAAAAUAAUGAUUUAUUAUAUAGAGAUUUACGUGCAUUAAUGUCACACACGACAAAUUCAAUUAUUAAGAGCGUAUUUGAUGUGAAAGAUUUGAAUAGCAAAAAACGACCGGACACUGCCAUUACACAAUUUAAAAAUAGUUUAAAUAAUUUAGUGGAUAUACUUAUGGGAAAAGAACCUUCUUAUAUUCGUUGUAUUAAACCUAAUGAUUAUAAAAUGCCCAAUCAAUUCAACGACAAAAUUAUAUUACAUCAAGUAAAAUAUUUAGGUCUUAUGGAAAAUUUACGAGUGAGGCGAGCUGGUUUUGCCUACAGGAGACCGUAUGAACAAUUCUUACAACGUUAUAAAUCUCUAUGUCCACAAACGUGGCCUAACUAUCACGGUCCUGCUAAAGAAGGUGUACAAGCUCUCGUAUGUUAUCUUAGCUUCGAACCAGAUGAAUAUAGGAUGGGCAACACAAAAUUAUUCAUUCGAUUCCCUAAGACAUUAUUCGACACUGAAGAUGCUUUCCAAAUGAAAAAACAUGAAAUAGCUGCUAUUAUUCAAAGUAAAUGGAAAGCUAUAUUAAUAAGACGAAGGUAUCUACGUAUGAAGAAAGCGGCGAUAGUUUUUCAAAAGUACAUUCGAAGAUGGUUAGCAAAACAUGAAACUGAAAAAAGAAGGAAAGCAGUUAUUACUAUUCGACGUUUUAUUGAAGGAUUCAUUACACGAAAUGGACCACCAACUGAGAUCAACAUAGCUUUUAUUGAAUUAGCAAAAUCUCAGUGGUUAAUCAAGCUCUCUAAAACACUUCCAGUUGGUGUUUUGAAUCAUUAUUGGCCUCCGUGUCCAUAUGCUUGUCGAGAAGCCUCCGAACAUUUACGUAUCAUAUAUAAAAAAUGGAAAGCACGUAAUUAUAGAUUGGCUUUGUCAAAAGAAGAUAAAAAACAGUUUGAAUUAAAAAUUUUAGCUGAAUCUCUGUUUAAAGGCAAAAAGAAAUCAUAUGCAAAAAGUUUUGCGCCAAAAUUCCAAAAUGAUCGACUUGGUGUUGAAUAUACAGCAUUAAAGCAAAGUUUUGUUAAUAAUAUUCUUCCUCGAGAUGAAACUAUAAAGUAUGCAACUCCUGUUAUUAAAUAUGAUCGACACGGUUACAAGCCUCGUGAAAGGGUACUAAUUUUAACGGAAAAUGGAGUGUAUAUCUUAGACACCUUAAAAACAUUUAAACUUAAACAUCGAUUACCCUAUAAAUCUAUUGAAGAAUUAGUUGUUACAGGAGAAUCAGAUAAUUUACUAAUCGUUAGGAUACCACCCGAAUUAAAAAAAGACAAGGGUGAUUUAAUUUUGGAAGUACCGCAUAUAAUAGAAGCAUUAACAAAAGCAAUUGAUAUCACUAAUAAUCCGAAUAUUCUUAAAAUUGUUAAUACGGAAUCAGUCUCACAUAAACUAGUCAGUGGUAAAGAAGGUGUAAUCGAAUUCAGGACUGGUACAACUCCAGCUAUUAGUAAAAACAGACAAAGUGGACAUUUACUAGUGGUGGCCUCUCCAUAAUGUCCAAACAAUGUUUGAAACGAUCUUGUACUUAGACAGAAGUGUUCAGCAUGCAAAAUAUGAUAAUGCAGCCUUAAUUGAUGUGAUCUAGAGUGGAAUUUUAUUAAGAAGAGAUAAUAUAUUAAAAUUUAGUACAUUUAUCGAAUGAAACUCGCAAUUUUGUACCUUGCUAUAUGAGUUGUGUAAAAU